GAGGAGCACGACCUCCUUACGUUUGAAUUACCAGACGACAAUUUACCGGGUUCAGACAGGCUGAGCAAGCAAAUCUUAAAAACACAAAGUGUUAUUGAUAUUGUAACGGCUUCAACACUGGAAGUACCAAAUGGUACGUACAGGACCGCUGGAACGGAGUGGAAAAACGGGAGAAAAAGUGAUGUUGUGUAUGUCCCACGAUUAUCCAUUCAGAGUUCCCCGCCACCCUUCCUUAUUGAAGUCCAGAAUGUUGUAGACGAGACCUUCAUUCAAUGUGUGAAUUCCUACUGUCUUCAAAUCAUUCAGCUGUAUUCGAGCAAACCAGUGGUGUUGGUUUUUUGCAUUUCAAAAGUAACACCCAGAUCCUUCGAGACCGAGUUCACCCCAUCGCGCUUAAAAACGUGGCUCUUGGAAUAUCCCUGCAAUGCUUGGGCAAAAGUUUGCUACAUGGUCUCGCCAAAUAGCACUGCAGAAACCGCUUUGCAGGCAACGUCGACGUUGGAUCCAUUGCUGGCAUUGUCACGAUUCUUGAUUGAGCAACAAGCGUCCCUGUUUGCUCAUACUCACCCAAGCGACCCGACCGUUAAACACUUAUACCACCUCGCCAUGAUGGAGCAUGGAUGUGCUUUGCAGUUCGAAGCAAAUUACGCUAACAACCUACAUACCGUCUGUUCAACCAAUAUCAAGCUCUUGGAACGAAGCAAAGCAAAAUUGGUCGCCGAUAUUCCCGACACGCGACGCGCAAUUAGAGAUUUGAAUCAAGGCAUUACUUAUAACGAGAAACUUAAACGCAAGUAUUCCUCCGUGGAAGAAGAAUCCUCUCAAUCUAGCCAAUCAUCAUUGGAAAUGCCAGAAGACCUCUCCUUGGAUCAUCCUUCGUCAGACGCGCCACAAGAGCCGGAAAAAGAAAAGGCGUUAGUCAAGCAAUAUUAUGCCACCCGUAAUGCGCAAAUGAAAUGGAAAGAUUGCUGGGAAAAAGGACGAGAAAUGGGCCUGUUCAAACGAUAUUCGACCGCCGAAAGUCUUCGUGCCAACCUUGGUCACCUUGUCCUCAAUAAGAAAGCAAAACGAAACCAUGCAACCCUAUAG
Radiomyces spectabilis is the source of this 1089-nucleotide messenger RNA. RefSeq lists its product as uncharacterized. The annotation marks the transcript as partial. Lineage: Eukaryota; Fungi; Mucoromycota; Mucoromycetes; Mucorales; Radiomycetaceae. The transcript has a single exon. The record is from RefSeq and is a predicted model, not a curated record.